Cryptosporidium ubiquitum is the source of this 1755-nucleotide messenger RNA. Its product is annotated as 60s ribosomal protein L3. Gene Ontology annotation, biological process: translation; ribosomal large subunit assembly. Gene Ontology annotation, molecular function: RNA binding; structural constituent of ribosome. The transcript has 3 exons. NCBI's taxonomy places the organism in Eukaryota, Apicomplexa, Conoidasida, Eucoccidiorida, Cryptosporidiidae. Bases 1 to 1755 code for a protein of 584 amino acids. The record is from RefSeq and is a predicted model, not a curated record. Gene Ontology annotation, cellular component: membrane; ribosome; cytosolic large ribosomal subunit.
AUGAGUGAAAUUGAUAAAGAUUUAGUUGUUGGCGGAGAUAUAUAUAAUGAAGAAAACUCUGGUGGAACACUGAGCGAACCACUUUUGAAAACAGUUAAAAGGGAUGUUUUUCUCAUUUACAGCAAAUUACAUUAUUUUGUUACUGCUGGAAAGAAUGAUUUUGAUCGUGCGCAUAAUUUGAAAAUGCUGUAUAAUUGGGAUUUAUGGGGUCCUUGCAUUCUGUUGCUACUCUUAUCUUCAUGCUUAUAUAUUAAAGCUCCAUUUGAAAACAAGGAUAAGAUUUUUUCAGUUUUACAUUUUUUUUCAAUUUACGGUGCAAUUGCCAUCGCUUUAAAUGCGCAGAUUUUAGGCAUUAAUUGCUCAUUUUUUGCGAUUUUAAGCAUGCUGGGUUACUGUAUAUUCCCAUUUACAGUGAUAUCACUAAUUUCAUUAAUUAUUCCUUAUUUCUUUGUAAAGCUGAUUUUUACAGUAAUUUCAGUUAUACAUAUUUACAGGAUCAUUCAAUUAUCUAUAAGCGAAAUCGCUCCCGAGGAAAAGAGAAUUCUGAUUUUGUAUCCAAUUUCAUUAUUUUUUUUUUCGGUGGCUGAAAUGUCACAUCGUAAAUUUGAAAGACCAAGAUCCGGAUCCCUCGGUUUCCUUCCUAGAAAGAGAUGUUCUAGAAGCCGUGGGAAAGUUAAGGCUUUUCCAAAGGAUGACUCGAGUCAGCCACCACAUCUAACUGCUUUUAUGGGUUAUAAAGCAGGUAUGACCCAUAUCGUUAGGGAUGUUGAUAAACCUGGUUCAAAACUUAAUAAGAAGGAAGUCGUCGAGGCGGUCACGAUUGUUGAGACUCCUCCUAUGAUAUGUGUUGGGUUUGUCGGUUACAUUGAGACACCGAAUGGUCUAAGAGCCUUGACCACUGUAUUUGCAGGAUAUCUUAGUGAAGAAUGCAAGAGACGUUUCUAUAAGAAUUAUUACAGGAGUAAGCGUAAGGCAUUUACCAAAUAUGCGAGGAAUUAUGCUGAGAACCAGAGGAUGGAAGCAGAGAUUGCCAGAUGCAAGCAGUACUGUACAGUAAUUCGUGCUCUGUGUCAUACUCAGGUUAGCAAGACAGGACUAAACAAGAAAAAGGCAGACAUCAUGGAAAUACAGGUGAAUGGUGGUUCUGUAUCAGACAAAAUAGACUUUUGCGUCAGAUGUUUUGAACAACCUAUCCCCGUGUCCACAAUAUUUAGCGAAAAUGAGAUGAUUGAUAUUAUCGGUAUUUCCAAGGGUAAGGGUUACAAAGGCGUAAUCUCAAGAUGGGGAGUUACGAAGCUUCCGAGAAAGACGCGCAGAGGUGUGAGGAAGGUUUCUUGUAUUGGCGCCUGGCAUCCUGCUAGGGUUCAGUUCCAGGUUCCAAGAGCAGGCCAGAAAGGAUAUGGUCAGCGUACUGAAAUGAACAAGAAGAUUUACCGUAUUGGGCGUGGUGACGAUCCGCGUAAUGCAUCAACUUCUGCUGAUUUGACUGAGAAGACAAUUACACCUAUGGGCGGAUUUCCAAGGUAUGGCGUUGUCAAUCAAGAUUUCCUGAUGUUGAAAGGCUGUACCGUCGGAUGCAAGAAGAGACUAUUGACAUUACGCAAAUCAUUGGUGCCGCCUGUGACAAGAUCAGCAUUGGAAGUGGUUAAUCUGAAGUUUAUCGAUACCUCAUCUAAGUUUGGGCACGGCAGAUUCCAGACAUCAGCUGAGAAGGCGAAGUAUUACGGACCGUGUAAAAGGUCGGCUGAGAAUUAG